Hyaloscypha bicolor E is the source of this 850-nucleotide messenger RNA. RefSeq lists its product as uncharacterized. Gene Ontology annotation, cellular component: preribosome, large subunit precursor. The transcript is spliced from 3 exons. The record is from RefSeq and is a predicted model, not a curated record. NCBI's taxonomy places the organism in Eukaryota, Fungi, Ascomycota, Leotiomycetes, Helotiales, Hyaloscyphaceae. The coding region runs from base 249 to 632 and encodes 127 amino acids.
CGCAGCCGCUGAGUCCUUUCACAGUUGAUGUUAUGUGCCUUGUCGUUUCCACGACCUCACACCGCCGCAAAGCGGCAGAAUUCUUUAAACUUUCCCCAAACAGGCGCUAAAGCCUCGAGGGGAAGCGGAAUAUUUAUCCCGCUUUGAGAUAUUCCCACCUCAGCCACGAUAAAUUUCUCGGCCUAUCCUAGAUUCGAGGAACUCAAAACUCUUCUCAGAUCGCCAAUCGAAUUCUCGAAUCCGACAAGAUGGCAAAGGGCGCUCGAGCAAGCACGAAAAAGGCGAAUCACCAGAAGCUGAAGAGUAGAGUGUUCGGCCCAGUUGAGAGUGCGCGAACAGAGAGGCUUUCAGCAAAGUUCCUGGAAUUAGCUUCACAACCAAAACCCCAGCCAGUCAAAGAGGAUAUUGUCAUGAAGUCAGAAGAUGGCACUGCAAAAAAUAAUGAGGUCCCCACUCAGAGCAAACAGACAGAGGAGAUGGAAGUAGACCAGGAGGCUACAAAGAGCAGUGAUCGCCCAAAGACGUCCAGUAAAGGCCGAAUUGAGAAAACAAGACACCACCGCAAGGCAUCCAUCGUCUUUCCUAAAUACAGCAAAGGUAAACGAGUUGGCGGAUCAAGAGUGAAGAAGUAGGAUAUAUUGAAAGGAGACAAUGGUAUGGACAUAUGGCGUUAUGGGAGGGUAUAUUUGGCGGAGUCAUGGGAGCUUGGGGGGUGUUUAAGGAUCGAUCACAUUAGAAGGAGUUUGGCUUUUCCUACGGAUUCCAAUAUUCAAAACCAUUCUUACGUGGCAGAGACUGCAGUCCUAUAAUAUCCGAAUAAAAAUCUGUCCCAAAAUGUCCUAAAUACCCA